CCUGGGAAUCCCCAGCAGCCUUGCGCGGAGGGGCGGAGCUUCUUGAGGCAGGAGGCCCGGUGCCUUAGCAGUUGGCGGAGCUUGCGGCUUAGCAGCGGGCCCGGAGGAGAGGCUGCAGCGGCCAUGGAGGCUCCGGACGACCAUGUGGACGGCGCGGACGGCACGGACGGCGCGGGGGCCAUGCGGGCCCCGGACGACGGCGCCCAUGAUGCGGCGGGCGGUGCUGGCUCGCCCAGUGGCCCCGGGGAGCCUGGAGGCCCUGGUGGCACCGAAGCGCCGGGCACCGAGGCUGGGGAAGCUCCCCAGCUCAAGGGGGCAUCGUCUGCUCCAGGGCACAGCGAGGAGGAUUCGGCCUUGGCCUCUGGGGAAGCCUCAGAAAAAAAGCAAGUGCUGGAAUUUGCCCUCACGGUGCCUUUCCUGUGCUACAUGGAUGCGGAACUGGCCUACCAGUACCUAACCUCAAGUGCCGAAUUCUACCAUGAGGCGAUUCACACGGAGCUCAGGGUUGUUGGCAGUGACCUGUUUAUCCGCCUGACUGCCGAGGACCCUGUUCUCCUGCAGAUCUCCACCGCCUACUUGCUCAACCAGCUUUCCAUAGUGGUGCAGACCAUGCAGCACUUUGUGCCUGGCUGUUUUUCUAGGCCUCGGCCUGGAAAAGGGGGCUGAGGCCACGACAGUAUCGGGUAGUAGGCCAUGUGCCCUUCCUCGGGGGCACGACUUCUGCGGUAGUUGCCAUUUUAUUUCUGGGGCCGAAUUGUUUGCCUGUACUGCCCCUUGGGUACUCUGUGUCCACUUGUUUUGAUUGUUGCUUAAAUAAUACAGUAAUAAAGCUGAGCUAAUGUUUUGCA
Hyaena hyaena (striped hyena) is the source of this 848-nucleotide messenger RNA. Its product is annotated as cancer/testis antigen 1-like. Gene Ontology annotation, cellular component: EKC/KEOPS complex. The record is from RefSeq and is a predicted model, not a curated record. NCBI's taxonomy places the organism in Eukaryota, Metazoa, Chordata, Mammalia, Carnivora, Hyaenidae. The transcript has 3 exons. Bases 124 to 666 code for a protein of 180 amino acids.